Cinara cedri is the source of this 1281-nucleotide messenger RNA. Lineage: Eukaryota; Metazoa; Arthropoda; Insecta; Hemiptera; Aphididae. The record is from the annotation of a GenBank genome assembly.
AUGACAGCGUGUCAGAGAGAUAGACGGAGAGAGAUUAUGAUGGCAGCGCUGGUACUGAGUGGACCGUUAAGCUAAUGAAGAAGAAAUCUCCUGAUAAAAAAUGUACAAUGUUUUCCUAUCGUUGUGCAAGUGCAUAAAGGCAUUAAAAGAAAUAACCUCUAUAAAUGGUAGAUAUCCACUAAAUUCAUUAUUUUAAAAGUCUUCAAAUAUAAAUAAGCUUAAUGUGUAAGUCAAAAAUCUAAAAAUUUGCCAAGUAAUUUACCAAUGACCGCUCUUGACUAGACGACCCACACUUUUUACCUAAACUUUCUAUAGUGCUAUAAAAAAUAAUUUUUUUUUUUCAAGCAUUAAAAAAUAAUAUUAUGAUUUUACAACUUUCAGUUGUUAAUUUUGCUAUGGCUUAUGAAUGAAAAAAUUAAUUCAUCUAAAAAUAAUAAUCUAAUAUAAUCCAUUGUUAAGGAGUAAAAUAAGCAAUAACUAUAACAACCUCAUGGGGUAUUGAUAAGAAAAUUUAUAAUAUUUAUUGCAUAAGAUUAUUAUCUUUUUAUGAGUUUUUAUUCAUUAUCUAUGUAAAUUAUGAUCUAAGAUAGCGCCUAACAAAAUUCGAGUUAGGCUAAUUUACAUGCAUUUCCCGCGUGUCCAUACGAAUGAUUGCCUUAUCAGUGUAGCCAAUAUAUUUACAAAAUAACAAUUCUGUAUGUUUAAAUGAAUACACUGGUAUGUUGUGUUUUGUUUAUCGUGUCACUCGGUAGUCGGUUCGUUUGCGGUUCAUGGUGUUUUUUAUGAUCGCUUUUUUUUUUAUCUACUUCAAAUAAGUUUUUGUAUUUUAUUGAUUUUGUCGGCUUUCCACGGUCAUCUUCGUCUGUUUUUCAUAAAGGCUUUGGGUAAAAAUUUAAUUUAUUAUUAUUUUUAGUAUACUUGAGUGUCAUGUAGGUAUUUUGUGUUGCGGAUUGCAUGAACUCCAAAUAAUUGCCAUCAUUAUUUGAUCGAAGUUUGGAUUAUUAUAUUUGGUGUUUACAGGCGCUUUCGGAAAUGGCCAGCCCCUCGUCAAAUUCAAUGGGACCUCCGGGCCCGAAUCAUCAACCGCCUCCUCCGACUCAACAGCAAACACAGCAACAACCACAACAACAGCCACCACAAGUACAACAGCAACAACAACCUACCGCACCUCAGCCAUUACCACCACAAAAUUAUUCCCCUAACCAGCCUGGUCCGCCCGCAUCACCAAACAUGCAGCAGGGAACUCAAACUUUUCCACCUUCAGGCAUUCAAGUAAAUUGA